Salvia hispanica is the source of this 3458-nucleotide messenger RNA. RefSeq lists its product as uncharacterized. Gene Ontology annotation, biological process: shoot system development; negative regulation of flower development; negative regulation of DNA-templated transcription. Lineage: Eukaryota; Viridiplantae; Streptophyta; Magnoliopsida; Lamiales; Lamiaceae. The record is from RefSeq and is a predicted model, not a curated record.
UUCUCUCUCUUGUUUCUUCAUUUCCUCUCUCUCUCUCUCUAACUUUCUUCCGAAUUUCAGACCUAAAAAAAUGCGAGCUCUCUUCCAUUUCUUCCCAAGUCCAAUCCCCGCCCAAUCGCGAUGAAUUCGCGAGCUUCUCAUCGAUCGAAUGAAGACUGUUUGAUCUCGCUGAAGGAUUUUGCUGGGUCGAUAAAUCAGCGGUGCCUUUUUUUGAUCUGAUUUGCAAAAAAAUUGUCCUUCGAUUUCCGAUUAAGGUUAUUUUGAAAUGGAUAAUAGUAUUGUGGCGAUGGAAGAAAGUCACGAAAGAAAUGAUUCUCCGGUUUCUGCAUCAAAGUCUGUAGGAUCAUUUGUUCAGAUUAACUCUAUAGCUAUAGAUCUCAGUUGUGCCAUGGAAGAGACCGAGUCACAGUUGCACGAGCAUUUUUCAAUACGUGGUUUUGUUGCUGGAAUGCGGAAAAAAGACCCGAAGACGUGUUUUCCCUUUUCUUCACAAGGUGUAAAUGAUGAUUUGGUCGAUGAUCUACCUCCACUAUCUGUUCCCAAAUUCAGAUGGUGGCAGUGUCCGGCCUGUGUCUCAAACUUCUCUGCUGAGAGCACUGGAUUAGAGAUGGUGCUUGCAGACAGAAAUGAUGCUGGCACAAGUUCUUGUCAGCAUGUUGAUCGAGAAAACGAAUUUUUGUUCUCUCACAGCAGACGAAAUAUAGGAAAUUCACAUGUUUUAAGGAGGUCUAUAGAUGGGGAAGACAACAAUCCACAUAACAAAAUAAAAAAUGCUGAUUCAAAGUGCAAGGAUCAUAAAGCUAGCACAAGAAGCAAAGAGAAAACAGAUGUACGGAAUGACAAAUAUGGGGCUUCAUAUGCUGAUAUAAAAAGAGCUAAUCCAAUCCAGAUUUUAGAGAGAAACAAUAACAAUGCAGAUGUGCCUGAUGAAAGAAUAGCUGAGAAUGCUUCAUUCAGACUUGAUGAGCCAGAUGAUGUAUCGUUUCCGAGUGAUGCUGCAGGUGGUGUGUUACCACGUAGGAGAAAACAGAAGCUGCGCUAUCUGGCUGAUAUAAUGAAGGUAGAAAAAAAAUCUAUGAGGGAACACAUUAAAGUGAGGUCUGCUUUGUCCAGUGGGAAGCAGGUCACAUCUACGGAUAAGGAAGAUGAUUCACAUCAUCAUUCUGAGUUAGAGACAUCUGCAGAGAUGGCAACAGUAACUAUAAGUCCUCAUAGGAGAAGAAAGAUUGCUGCUGAAGAAUACAGACGACCUCCUCAAGUAGCUAAUCCACUAGGUAAAGCUAAAAGAUUCAAAUGUCCGAUUCCAGGUUCAGAUAAAAAACGCAGGAUGCUUCUACAAUCUGAUUCAGAGUCGGAAGGAGAUGGCUCUCCACAGUCGGAUUUGCAACUUAGUGCAAAGACUCAACAGAACAAGCCCAGAAGAAAUAGAGCUCUUGGAAUCAAAAGAACGAUGGAGCAUAUUCAUGAUGACAACGGAAUGCUGAUAAGAGACUUGCCGCCAGUGACAAAUGCUAAGUUCCUGGAAAACACACAGAGGCAUUGUGAUCCGGACAAAACUGGUUGUGGUAAUAUGGAGAAUGUCCCUCCUGCCAUAAGAGGAGAAAUUGCACCACAUUUGAAUAAUUCAAUAUCUGGAAAAGAAGUGGAUAGAACCUAUGAUAAGUCCACAAGUAAGAGACAUGAAGGCGAAGUUGAUAGACUUCUCGUGCCUCCAAGAAAUAACUUUACGGGAGACUGCAACGUUCAAGGGAAAGUUGUGUUGGAGCUUUCACUGAACAGCUAUGCUGAUGCUGAAAAAAACUCAAACAACCAAAUGUCUGGUAGGCAGCAUAGGGCCAUUCCGGAUCUGAACGAGUCAUUUACGGAAAAAUCAUCUUCAACUCAAUGGAAUCCGAUGUUAACUUCUGAGAAUAGGUGUUCACCUGAGUACAUGGAUAUGGCUGGAGAAGGAAAAGGACAAUUCAGAGUGUCUGAGCCACAGGCCAUCCAAAACAGACAUAGCAAUGUAGAAUCUGGUGGGACUUCAGAUGAUAUACCUAUGGAUAUAGUCGAGCUUUUGGCCAAGAAUCAACAUGAAAGGACACUCGGAAAUUCGAGGAACCAUCUCCUUGAUUUUACCACCAACAAUUCUGUUAGAGGGUCUCCCCAUGUCUACACCGAUGGACAUCCAGGCAUCAUCAAUUUUCCUCUAGCUAAUGCAAGAAGUGGUAUUAGCAUUACAAGUGGCAAGAAAGGACCCGGCCAAGGAAGCUUGAGUUUCCCGCAGGUGAAAAAUUGUCAGUUGGACAGAGGCAGCAUGGGGGAGAACCAAUUCAGCCUUUUUAGCUCAUUUAAACCUUGUUACCCGAAGAAAGCACAGAACUCGGCCUCAAAUUCUCUCUAUCCAGGAUCUACACCUAGUGAAGGGACUGACCUAUUAUGGGCUCCAAGGAGGAAGAAUGUGCCUUUUCAUCUUGAUGUUCGAACGAACCACUCUGUUCAGUCAAAUGGCAUGGAUAUGCAGUCAUUCCCCAGCCAAAGUUACAAGGGGAAGACUAUAAGUGAAAUGAAGGAUGAGUCAAGAAGAGCUUUACAUGAUGCUUCUGCAGUGAAAGAGGGUAUAACCGGGUCGAGCACCAAGUCUGCAGGAUCUAUGGAUGCUUAUACAAAUGAUGCAAUUCCAGCUAUGCAGUUACUGUCCUUGAUGGAUCGUGGAACUGAAUCAGGGUCGACGUACAGAGUUGGUUUAAAUAGUUUUCUUGACAAACCUUUCGCUCCCUGCAACCACCAUCCACGGAUUAAUUUAAGUGAAAACCAGAACGACUCGUUCCUCAGUAGAUCUUUCUUCUCACAAGGUAGCCGCAGUAAUAAAGACUUCCCUACAUUACUCAAUGGUGUCCGUUUUCCUGGUGAAACCUCAAGCUGGAAAAAAACCUAUGCUCAAGAAAACAAGCCUCCACCACGAGGAAACAGUAAUGCCUUCAACCCAAGCAGCUUGGAUAAUCCUCUAACUCGACCAUCAAGACGCAACGUGGCAAUGGAAAUUUGCAGUAUCAACCGGAACCCUGCUGAUUUCAGCAUUCCUGAUGCAAAGAAUGAGUAUACUAUAUCUUAUAAAGAUUUGAAAGCAAAAAAAGGGAAUUCUCUGAAGCAAAGAUCUCGGGGCCUGAAUUUGGAGGGGUUGAAAAGAGGAAGAGCGAGAAAAUAUGCACCCGGUAGACAGUAUUCAAGAGAAUAGCUAGAGAUAACCUUAUGGCAUUGUUCUUGCACCCCCCGUCUGCACCUCCUCCCCGUGUUAAAGUUAAUUAUGCUUCGCUAGUUGGUGAAGUAAGACAGAGUUAAUGCUUUUCUUUCUAUGGGAUCGAUCUCUUUAGUUUUGUUUCCUUAAGGUGAUUUGUUUUUUUCAGAACAUGUUACUCAGAUUCAGACCAUAUCCAAAAUUUGCAUAAAUAACAUCAAAGUUAGCGUUCGUGUGUGUA